This is a messenger RNA of Haliaeetus leucocephalus (bald eagle), 3479 nucleotides long. RefSeq names its product methyltransferase like 6 (gene METTL6). Lineage: Eukaryota; Metazoa; Chordata; Aves; Accipitriformes; Accipitridae. The record is from RefSeq and is a predicted model, not a curated record. The transcript has 5 exons. The coding region runs from base 117 to 776 and encodes 219 amino acids.
CGGGACGAGGUGAGAUCCUUGGUUAUUUUACCUAGGUUAAGUGAUGGGAACAUACACUAAAGAAAAAAAAUCACCCUUGGGUCUUUGGCGUUCAUAUUUGUGUGACAGAAUCUAAGAUGUCCCAAGAAAACACAUCAGCCAAUUGCUUAAAUAUAAUAACAACAUCUAUUGAAGAUGAUGCUUUCCAAAAAAGCCAUAGUGCAAGAAUCCUUAGCCCAGAAGAAGUUGAGAGACUGGCAAAAGAUCAGGUUUUGGUGUCUGAGUUCAAACAACUAAAACUGGAGAAAGAGGCGCAGAAGAACUGGGAUCUAUUUUACAAAAGAAACAGCACCAACUUCUUCAAAGACAGACAUUGGACAACCAGAGAGUUUCAAGAGUUAAAAGCAUGUCGGGAGUUUGCAGAUCAGAAACUGACCAUUCUGGAAGCAGGUUGUGGGGUUGGGAACUGCUUGUUUCCACUCUUAGAAGAAGAUCUGAAUAUUUUUGCAUACGCCUGUGAUUUCUCUCCUAGAGCUGUUGAGUAUGUGAAGAAAAAUGCCUUAUACAGUACGGAAAGAUGUAAAGUGUUCCAGUGUGAUCUUACCAAAGAUGAUCUUCUAGAAAACAUACCAGCAGAUUCUGUGGAUGUUGUCACACUUAUAUUUGUGCUUUCUGCCAUUCAUCCUGACAAAAUGCAUCUUGUCUUAAAGAACAUUUACAAGAGUUCUUGUCUCAGCUUUUCAAGGCUGAGGGAUAUGAGCAAGUGGUCAGUGAAUAUGUGCAGCGAGAAACUGUGAAUAGGAAAGAAGACUUGUGUGUUCAAAGAGUUUUUCUUCAAGGCAAAUUUCAAAAGCCUUUCAGUAAGUCAUAAGUGCUACCUCUGGUGAGCUACAUAAGCUUGGAAAGGCUGAAGGGUUGGGGGGAAGUAUAUCCACUUUACUCAGCACUACAACAACCACAUGUGCCCCAUCAGUUAUUGUGUCUCAUAUGAUGAGGCAAGGAUUUCUUAAAACUGACUCAGCUUCCUCAAACUUUACCACAGUUAGAAAAACUUGCAAUGAUUUAGAGUUCACAGAAGCAGAGGCAUAGAGACCAAAUAAAGUUUUCUGACCAUUCAUCUCAAAAUAACAUCUGCUUUAUGACAACUAUAGCUGAAGGCCUUUCUGGCAGGGGUGCUAAUGCAUGCUACUUUAUUUUUCAGGUCUGACUGGAAAUGAGACUGCAUGAGAAAUAAAAAAAAUUAGAAAUAACUGCUCUCCAUUUAAUGUGUUUCUUCAAAAAAAGUGACAGUAGUUCCUCAAGUAGAAGUACACAGAAACACUGAAGCUACAGCCAGCCACAAAAAAGGUGUAUUGUUGUUCAGGCAAUAGUUAGUUCAGUGUAAAGGUGAAGUCAAUGGCUGUCUGCACCUAAGUCUAUUGGGUUGACUCAAACCUUCUGAUUAAUAUUUUUAGUACUUGCCUACAUUUAAUUUCCUUUUUGGGAUGCCCAAUUCAGUGCGUUUGCCUUUGCAUAUGCUAACAAGUGUAUGACAAAGCGAUGAGGCGUCAUGCAAGGCAAUCCUUCAGUCUCAUUUUUGUGCUGUUUCUCUAAAAGGACGAAACACCCAGUCCUCUAAGGCACUUGGUGUUACAGGGUUCAAACCCCACUAAAAAUCAACAGAGCUCUGACUACGUGCAGUCAUUGCAGAACUGCUGUACUAAAGAUGAACAUUUGCUGAGGGAAGCCACAAAAUGAUAAUUGCUCAGAUUAGAAUAAUGCUAUCACUGUUAUACCCUUCUUUAACAUAUUUUUUCACUGUAAAAUGCAUAAAUACCCAGGAUGAUACUUUCCAUAAAAAAAGGAGAUGUCAUGUAAUAACCUUCCUCAAAGAGUUGUUAGGAGAAUUGUGUGUUUUAAUUGCUUUUUCCUCUGAGGCCAAAGUUUGAUGUUACAAUAAAUCCAGCUUUGGGUCUCAUGGUAUCAGACCAAAAAAAGCUGUGGUGGUGCUCUGACUCAAAGCAGUGAUUUGCUGCAAGUUUAUUUAUAAACAUAUUGACUGAAUAAGACCUCUGGUGGCUCCAGUUUGUUCGGAAAAUUCUGACUGGUUAACUUUGUAACUUCAGGUUUUAUGCUGGGAAAGUUAUUACUUCCUUCCCUCCAUGCACAUGCAGCCAGUGUUCAGAGUGCUGAAAAAAAAAUCAUUAUCAUGUCUUAUGGCUAGUUUGUCAUAAACAGAGGCAAAUAUUAAUUUCUGGUCCACGUCAGAUGUGUAUGACUGGGUCAUCUAGCAACACACAAGUCCAGUGGAAUGACAGCCUGAGUCAGUCACAUACUAACACAUACUUCAAGAGAUGAAAUCCCUACUCAGAAUAGGGCCACCCUCAAAUAAAGCCACAGGUUGCUAAGGCCUUGCCCAGUCUAUUUCCAAGUAUUUCCAAGGACAGAGGUUCCAUAACCUCUCUGGGCCCUGUCCCAAUAUCUGACCUCCCCUUACACACACAAAAUUAAAAAAUCUUGGUAUUUCAUUGGAAUUUCCCUUGUUGCAACUUGUGUAUAUUACACAAGAUCAGCACAGCCCAUUGCACAAGCCACCAGAUAAUUCUGAGCUUCCUCUGCUGCAGAGCAGCUGUUCAAAAUGCAGGUUAAAGAUCCAGACACGUUUUUGAGAUUAUAUCAUCCAAGAACAAGAAGAGGUUCUGCAGUGCAAAGAGCCAGGGCUGUUGAAGGGAAACUAUGAAGUUCCUUCAAGAAGAUAAGUCUGUGACAGGCUAUAAACCGUAGCAUCAAUACAGUGGCUUUUAGUGAUAGGAACAGCAAAGCCAAUACCUUUCCUGAGAGUGAUGGAAAAGAAUUAAGACCUCUGCUCUGGAAAGAAGCAGCUGACUACACUUGAUACAAAAGAAAGUACUUCUGACUCACUAAUUUCAGUUCCAAAUGGGAAACUGACCUGCAAAACCUGAACUAUUUCUGCUCAUCAAACAAAGAACGUCUGAAAUUAAUUGGGGAUAAAGACAACCUGAUCCUCUAACAACUUUCUUCAAGCAUGAAAUCAGAUGAAUUAGGAUCUUAUUUAGAAUAUAAACAUUUGUUUAUGUAUCUAAAUGCUGAGCACAUUAAAAAGAUACCAUUAUUAAAAUACCAAGGCAGCUUACAUUAUACCAGAGUCUGUUUCAUUCCUGUAUCUGAGAAAUUCUAUUCAGAAGUCCUACAAGUGCUCAAAGCAGAUGAAAUACUGCAACUUUAACAGCCCACAAAAAACAUAAGUGAUAGGAAACACAGGAUACUUAUUUUAAAAAUAGUUUUUAAUAAAAACAGAAAUAACAAUUAUGAUAAUAACUAAUGAAAACUAGUGCUUAAAAUUAACCGUAUUUAGUGUGCUUUACCUGAUCCUCCAACAAUGCUGCACAGGAUUUACUUUAGAAGCAGGGAUAGAUACUCAACAGGUUGCCUGCAUCACUAAACCAUCUUAAAUUUGAAUUAGAAAUAGCAUUCAUAUUUCACAUGUGAGAAUUAAAACC